Molecule: messenger RNA, 1017 nt
Organism: Cutaneotrichosporon cavernicola
Lineage: Eukaryota; Fungi; Basidiomycota; Tremellomycetes; Trichosporonales; Trichosporonaceae
Exons: 2
Coding region: 1-1017 (338 amino acids)
Biological process (GO): exon-exon junction complex disassembly
Cellular component (GO): cytoplasm; exon-exon junction complex
Molecular function (GO): RNA binding
Source: RefSeq, a predicted model, not a curated record
AUGUCCCUCCCGCCUCUCAACCCCGAAAAGUCGGCCUCGGGCAUCAUCGUCGACCCGCGAACACUGGAGCGGGUCAUUCCCGCUUCACGUCGCAAGGACGGAUCCGUGCGCAAGGAGCAGAAGAUCCGUGACGGCUACGUCCCGCAGGAGGACGUUGGGGCGUUCCGCGGUCGGCGACAGAUGGAAGCGGAUGCGCGCGGCACCUUUGUCCCCGGUGCCAAUGGGCGCGCUGGCGCCAGGGGAGCCAAGGAGAACCCCUUCAAGGCUGACCCGGCGAGCAAGAGCAAGGCCGCGGUCAAGAACGAGAAGCGUCAUACGAAGCGCGCAGAGCUGCGCUCGGGAAGGAACUGGGACAGCGAGGACAGCGAGGACGACGCUGAGGCGACACGCAGAGCAAUAGAGGCGCUGAGUGUCAAGGACCAGCCCGAGGCAUUUCCCCCUCUCGCCUCGUCCCCGAAGAAGGAGCUCUCCACAUCUCCCAGCAAGCCGCUCUCUGCGAACGCAUCGGCGUGGAAGCCCGUCCCGGCCGCUGCAACGACGUCCGCGUGGAAGCCUGUUCCGGCUGCGUCUACCGUGCCCGCCCCUGCGGACCCUAACGCGAGAAUGAGUGCGCCUGUUCCUGCGCGUGCACCCAAUCCUAGGCGACAGGCAUCAUCCAUCUUUGCGAUGCAGAGCCCUAACAGAAAGCCGCAGAAGCCACACCCGAUCCAGGGGGGCCGUAUUGGGCCGUGCGGUCUCGCGCACCCGCCGCCGCUCGAGCCGACGCCUGCCCGGCCCCCGCGCCGCCAGGCAGCUUCCAUGUCCGUCGCUGAUCGGGAGAGCAGCUGGCGCCGUAACGCUGCUGAGCCUCCAAGGCGGCAGCCGAGCGCUACUGAGCCGCGCGUUCGCCAGCCUGUGCGCAUGCGGGAAGGAACCGGUGGCCCGCUUGCCGACAGGGUGCGCAGCCUCCUCAUGCAGAACGCUUCUCCCGAUCGCCCACGGCGCGCGACCCCAAGCACGCCGGGCGAGUCCAAGUAA